AUGGCAGCAGGAGAACCCAUUUUGUAUAGUCUCUACGUUUAUGCCCCGAACAAAGGGGCGCCUAUCUUCUUCACCAUCGCCUUUGCCAUCUCUGCCAUCUUCCACAUAUGGCAAUGCUACCGCUACAAAGCCUUCAAGUUGAUCGGGCUCCACCCGGUCUGCGCAGUCUUGUUCACCGUCGGCUACGCACUCCGUGAAUACGGCGCAUUGGACAACUACUUGUACAGCACCACGACCAAAACGCCUUUGAUCAUCUUCAUCGUCAGCCAGAUCUUCAUAUACAUUUGCCCCCCGCUUCUCGAACUCGCCAACUACCACGUCCUCGCCCGAGUAUUCUACUACGUCCCCUACUGCUCCCCCCUACCCCCGGGUCGCGUCCUAGCAAUCUUUGGCGGGUCGAUGGUGGCGGUCGAACUCCUCAACUCACUCGGCGUCUCCUUCGCCGCGAACCCCGCCUCAUCACCCGAACAACAAACGCUCGGCAGCCACCUCACCAUCGCCGCCGUCGCCCUCCAGCUCGCCAUCAUCCUCAUCUUCUUCAUCCUCGCAGGGCUGUUCCACCGCCGUCUCAGCAAAGCCAGCAUCCACGCCCAACCCGUCAAGGCGAUGCUAACCACGCUCUACACGAGCAUGGCCCUCAUCUUCGCGCGCUGCGUCUACCGGCUGGUCGAGCACGCGGGCAACACCAAGGUGGAGCUGACCAGCCUGGCGGCGCUGCGCAGCCUGAGCCCGCUGCUGCGGCACGAGGCCUUCUUCUACGUCUUCGAGGCCUCGCUGAUGCUGCUCAACUCGGCGCUGUGGAACGUCUGGCACCCGGGCCGGUUCCUGCCGCAUGAUAACCUUACUUACUUGGCGCGGGAUGGGAGCGGGGAGGUGCGGAGGGAGGAGACGCCGGAUGGGAGGACGCUCGCGGCCAAGGUGGGGAAUGUGGUCACGCUGGGGGCGCUGUUUCGGAGGAAGGAGCUGCCGGAGGGGUUUCUUGAGCUGGAUAGGUACUCGGAGAGAGGGGAGUCGCGGCGGGGGGUUUUGGAGGGGGGUGCUUGAUACCGUGAUGCACCUACCCAGGGCAUGAUGGGGAGUGAUGGUGAUUUUUGAUAUCUUCUUGCAUAGGGAUUAAUUACUUUAAUGGCGUAGUAUUGUUGUCUGAGAGGAAUCAGC
Chaetomium fimeti is the source of this 1158-nucleotide messenger RNA. RefSeq lists its product as uncharacterized. The transcript is spliced from 4 exons. The coding region runs from base 1 to 1044 and encodes 347 amino acids. Lineage: Eukaryota; Fungi; Ascomycota; Sordariomycetes; Sordariales; Chaetomiaceae. The record is from RefSeq and is a predicted model, not a curated record. Gene Ontology annotation, cellular component: membrane.